Messenger RNA from Brassica napus (rape), 3255 nucleotides. RefSeq names its product putative proline-rich receptor-like protein kinase PERK11. Gene Ontology annotation, biological process: protein phosphorylation. The record is from RefSeq and is a predicted model, not a curated record. The transcript is spliced from 8 exons. Lineage: Eukaryota; Viridiplantae; Streptophyta; Magnoliopsida; Brassicales; Brassicaceae. Gene Ontology annotation, molecular function: ATP binding; protein kinase activity. Bases 855 to 3068 code for a protein of 737 amino acids.
UGGAAUAAUAAUGUUGGGCGCAAAUUUAACAUAAGAGUUCUAUAAAAAAAAUGAGCAGAGAAUACAUACAUAUACAAAAUGUAAUGUCUUAAUAAUGAGUUGGAUGUACUUAAUUCGAGCUUAUUUAAUGGUCUUCAUUUGAAAGGCACUAACUCAUCAAGUAUCAUAUUAAGCUGGAUGCCUUUAGAGUAGUACUCAAAUAGAUUAGUCUGAGGUUUAACGGCAUAUAAAUUUCAUUGUCCCAUGCAUGUAAUGAUCUUCGACCAUUGUCUGAUCAAUUAGAUCUCGAUUAUGAAGACAAACAUUUCACGGAAAGAGCUUAAAAAAAUAUUUUAGAUAGAAUAAUUUACGAGGUAUUCCGACAAUGAAGCUGCAUGGUGAAUCUUCCGAUAUUGCAAUGAUUUACUAUACAACAAAAAAAAAUCAAGUGAAUUUUUAGCCUAUUUUCUCAGUAGUUUUUAGAAUUCAAUUGUUUAGAUUUGGAAGACUUUCUAUUUUUACAAAAAGAAAGACACGACACGAGAAAAAAAAAUUCAUCAACUAAAAAACAUCUGAAAAUCGACUUGAUUAAAAGAAAAUCUCUUCAUAUCAUCCAUCCUUGGGUCACAAGAAACCCUAUAGGGCUUGAUUUUUUUUUUAAAUAUCUAACUUCCACAAUCUUGAUGAUCCCUCAAGAACAAUAUCCCUGGAAAAUCCUCUCAAUGAUUAGAUGAAUUUAAUUUCUUCAGAGUUUAACCCAUUUUGUUUUGUAUCUCAAAGUAAAUAUAUCCUUUCUUGUUUCCCAAGGAACACUUUUGAGAGCAAAUUCAAACAUGUAAAAGAAGGAAAAAGUCAGAGGCAAAGGUGAAUUACAAAUGGACAAAGUCCAGGAACAAGCAGAGUUAAUCGAAAAGAAGCUAACUCCAUUUGUAGCUUCACAGCCAACAACCGUUGUCAUCGGAGGAGGAUUAGCUGAUCAGAAAACCACCGGUGGAGAAUCAACUGAUCAGAAAACCACCGGUGGAGGAUUAGCUGAUCAGAAAACCACCGGUGGUUCCCAGACAACACAACCUCCAACAACCUCACCUCCUUCUCCUCCAUCCCCUGACAGUGGUGGCGGUGGUGGCGGUGGUUCACAAUCAUCUCCUCCGCCGGUGCUAACCCUUUCUCCACCACCGUCCAAUCAAUCUCUUAAUACAACUUCACCUCCAACGCCUCCUUCCUCGCCUCCGCCUUCUAUAACUCCACCUCCUUCACCUCCCCAGCCUCAAACUCCGCCUCAAUCCACCCCAGCCGGAAACUCUCCCGUGGUGAUUCCUUCUCCAACACCACAAAUUCAACUUCCUCUUACUCCUCCCACCUUUGUUACUCAGCAACCUACUGUCAACGGCCUAGCACUACCCAACAACCCUAUUUUUAACCCCUCUCCGCCUUCUACUCCUUUGUCGCCGCCUUCCCCCGAAAAUUCCGGUAGCCAAGGAUCUCCUCCAUCGCCUCCGGUUGUCCCUCUAACCCCUAAUGCACCAAGAAACCCUUCACAGCCGUUGGAUUCACCUCCGGCAGCAGGAGGAUCAAACCAUGUUCCCUCGUCGUCUCCUCCUUCCCUCUCCGGUUCCGAUAACAAUUCCGGAGGGUCUAAUAGACAUAAUGCGAACGGCAACGGUAAUGGUGGUAGUGGACAACAAAAAAAUGAUUCUAACUACACUGAGAAGACAAUGAUAGGCAUUGGGAUCGCAGGUGUUUUGGUCAUUAUAUUCGUUGCCGCCAUUUUCUUUAUUAGGAGGAAACAAAAUAAAUCUUCUUCACCUCGUUCUAACCAGAACUAUUUGCCUCCGGCUAAUGUGUCUGUUAAUACAGAUGGAUUCGUUAACUACAGGCAAAAACCUGGAAACGGGAACAUUUCAGCACAGAACUCUUCACCGGACACUAACAAUAGUUUGGGGAAUCAAAAGCCAGGAAGAUCAACAACACCUGACUCGGCAGUAUUAGGAAAUUCAAAGACCAUUUUCACCUUCGAGGAGCUAAGCCAGAUAACAGAAGGAUUUUGCAAGAGAUAUGUCAUAGGAGAAGGUGGGUUCGGGUACGUCUACAAGGGUAUCAUUUGCGAUGGAAAGUCAAUCGCGAUCAAGCAGCUAAAGUCCAUCAGCGCAGAAGGAUAUAGAGAGUUCAAAGCUGAAGUAGAGAUCAUAAGCAGAGUGCAUCAUAGGCACUUAGUGUCUCUCGUGGGUUAUUGCAUCUCUGAGCAACAUAGAUUCCUCAUCUAUGAGUUUGUCCCUAACAAUACUUUGGAUCACCAUUUACAUGGCAAAGACUUACCGGUAUUGGAAUGGACUAAACGAGUCAAGAUUGCAGUUGGCGCAGCCAAAGGACUUGCUUAUCUACAUGAAGAUUGUCACCCGAAGAUUAUCCAUAGGGACAUCAAAUCAUCAAAUAUUCUGUUGGAUAAUGAAUUCGAAGCUCAGGUUGCAGAUUUUGGACUCGCCAGACUGAACGAUACUGCACAGUCCCACAUAUCGACACGAGUCAUGGGCACAUUUGGGUAUUUAGCGCCAGAAUAUGCAUCAAGCGGGAAAUUAACGGAUAGAUCAGAUGUGUUUUCAUUUGGAGUUGUGCUACUCGAACUCAUCACCGGUCGCAAACCUGUUGACACCUCUCAACCUUUGGGUGAAGAAAGUCUCGUUGAAUGGGCACGUCCGCGUUUUAUCGAGGCCAUUGAAAAAGGUGACAUCAGUGAAGUAGUGGAUCCACGGCUUGAAAAGCAUUACAUUGAAGGCGAAGUCUAUAGGAUGAUUGAAACUGCUGCGUCUUGUGUUAGACAUUCAGCUCUAAAACGACCUCGUAUGGUUCAGGUUGUAAGAGCUCUGGACACGAGAGACGACAUGUCGGAUCUGUCAAAUGGAGUCAAAGUAGGUCAAAGUACGGUCUAUAACUCUGGUCAAUACAGUAAUGAGAUUCGUAUGUUCAGAAGAGCCUCUGAAGAUUCAACGGAUUACGGAUACGGUAGUAGUAACGGCUACUACACGAGCCAAGACUUCACAAGCCGUGAAUCUGAAAGAGCCUUCAACACAAGUCGCCGAACAAACUACUGAUCAAUCAACUCGCCGGGAAAAUUAAAAAAGGAACUAGUUGAGUUGUUUCUUUUCUUGGGUUCUUUUGGAACCCUUUAGAAAUUUUUGUGAAGGUCUUAAACGAGCUCAAAAUAUAAAUACUAAAAAAGAUGUAUAGUUUCACACAAUGUAAAUUUGUUACCAAAAUUUUGGUUUUUGUUUACAUUUG